AUGAUUGCCAAGGACGUACGAGAACGCUUGGCGAUCAUCAUUCCCCUGACCCUUGCCUUCUUCUUCGCUUGGAGUUUCCGUCUCUUUGGCUUCCGCGAUGCCGUCCUUGCUGUCCUCUCUGGGUCCGUCUCGCCGACAUCACCACUCAAUCCCCUCAGCGAGGCCGCUUUCGUCCGGCAGGCCAUGGCCGUCGAGUUCCCAGCGCCCAUCGACUACGGGCCCAUCCAAGAGGUCUGCUCCCGGACGCCCUUCCGACCAGGGCUGGUCUUCACCUGCGAGGGCCAGCAUGGCGGCAUCGGCAUGCUGCGCAACCAGAUGCUCAAGUGCAUCCGCUACGCCAUCCAUGGCGGCGGCGCGCUCGUCGUCCCGUCCAUGGCCGUGCGCAACAAGAACGACCUCAAGGACAUUGAAACGGCCACCGAGCUGCCGCUCGACUACCUGCUGGAGCGCGCCACCUUCAAGAAGCAUCUCGCGGCGGGCUGCCCCCAGAUGCGCCUCUAUGACCGCGUCGAAGACGUGCCGUACUACACCCGCCAGCGCCAGGGACCGCCGCUGCCGCUGCUGGGCGACCAGUUCGAGCCCGACCACCCGCGCACGGGUCUCCGCCACCCGCGUGCGUGGCGCCACGACUUUGACGCCUGGCUCGCCGGCCAGCACAUCCAGCUGCGCGCCGACCGCCCGGUGCACAUCCAGAUGGAGCAGUCGUUCCUCGAGUACCCCGUGCGCGACGACGGCGACGCCUUUGUCCACGAGUUUGGCAAGAUUUUGUCGUUCCGCAACGACACGCGCGAGCUGGCCGCCCAGGUGCUGUACGCCCUGCGCACGCGCUUCGCGCUGCCCAUCGACCCGGCCGUCGCCAUCAACACGGGCGCCUACUACGGCGCGCACCUGCGCCUCGAGUCGGACGCCAUCUGGGCCUGGCCGCCGGACCAGUGGCGCUUCUCGCGCAUGCGCGACCAGUUCGACGAGCAGUACCGCAACAUACAGCGGACCGGCCUGCAAACCGUCUACGUCGCCUCGGGCAACCAGACCGUCGUGCAGCUGUUUGCCGCGUAUCUCGAAAAGCGCAUCGCCGCCGACCCGGCCGCGCGCGUGCGCAGCGUCGGCGUCGUGACCAAGCAAGACCUGCUGUCGGCCGACGACCGGCGCCGCCUGGCCGCCAUGACCUUUGACCAGCAGGCGCUGGUGGACUUUAUGGUCAUGUUCAAGGCGAGCGCCUUCAUGGGCGUGGCCCACUCCAGCUUCCCAUGGAAUGUCGCGCUGCGGCGGCACGAGCUCAGCCGGUUCCCUGCCUAUGCCAACGAGGGCUCGGACCUGCUCCGCGACGAGUUCAGCGUCAUCAUGGGCAUGGCCGCCGACUACCCAUAUGUCGACUCGUUUGUCACGAGCAUAUGGCCGUAA
Molecule: messenger RNA, 1401 nt
Organism: Sporothrix brasiliensis 5110
Lineage: Eukaryota; Fungi; Ascomycota; Sordariomycetes; Ophiostomatales; Ophiostomataceae
Exons: 1
Coding region: 1-1401 (466 amino acids)
Source: RefSeq, a predicted model, not a curated record